AUGGAGAGUCGGGGCGGUGGCGUGGAUCAUGGCGUGAAAACGCCGUUGUUGUCGCCGAGUCUCGGCGACAAGACUGGUCAGGACAAUCGGAAUGGUGCACGUGCGGAAGUGAAUGGCGCCGAUGACUUCAACAACAACUGUGUUUCGGCUCUGAGGCGCGAGUUCUACUUGAGAUUGCCAGACAAGGUCCGGUCUGGGCUUGACCCCGAGUCUCCCUUCCAUCUCGACCUUUCCAAGACCACUGGCUUGAUUGAAGGGGAGAAGGAGUACUAUGAGAGACAGUUUGCCACGUUGAGGUCAUUCGAAGAGGUCGAGUCUCUUGAAUCGCCUCAUAUCGUCGAUGAAGAUCAGAGCAGCAAACUGCAAGCUGAACAUGAAAGAGCUAUGAAAAUAUCAAAUUGGGCCAAUGUGUUCUUGCUUGUGUUCAAGAUAUAUGCCACGAUAAAGAGUGGGUCCAUAGCCAUUGCAGCAUCAACCCUAGAUUCGUUGCUGGAUCUAAUGGCCGGUGGUAUCCUCUGGUUCACGCACCUGUCGAUGGAAACGGUAGACAAAUACAAGUAUCCUAUCGGGAAACUUCGGGUACAGCCGGUAGGCAUUAUCAUCUUCGCCGCUGUCAUGGCCACUCUAGGAUUUCAAGUGCUUGUCCAAGCCGUCGAGCAACUUAUCAGAAACCAUUCUUCCGAAAGGAUGACAUCAGAGCAGUUAGUGUGGUUGUACACCAUUAUGCUGACGGCAACCGGAGUGAAGCUCAUGCUUUGGAUCUACUGCAGGAGUUCGGGGAACACGAUAGUCCGCGCGUAUGCAAAGGAUCAUUACUUUGAUGUGGUGACAAAUGUGGUGGGUUUAGUUGCUGCUGUUCUUGGGGAUAAGUUCUUUUGGUGGAUCGACCCAUUUGGCGCCGUAGUCCUCGCUGUUUAUACAAUUUCGAAUUGGUCCGGCACAGUUCUGGAAAAUGCCGUGUCUCUUGUUGGGCAAUCAGCUCCACCUGAAGUCUUGCAGAAACUGACAUACCUUGCCCUCAGACACCAUCCUCAAAUUAAACGCGUCGACACAGUUCGUGCAUACACCUUUGGUGUCCUUUACUUUGUUGAGGUAGAUAUUGAGCUGUCCGAAGAUUUACCGCUGAAAGAAGCGCAUGAAAUCGGAGAAUCAUUGCAAAUCAGGAUUGAGGAGCUCCCUGAAGUGGAAAGAGCCUUCGUUCAUCUAGAUUUCGAGUGCGAGCACAAGCCGGAGCAUUCCGUGCUCAGCAGGCUCCCAUAUAACCAGCACUGACAACUCCUACAAACGAACUGGUCUUUCAUCAUUUGGAUUCU
Messenger RNA from Rhodamnia argentea, 1313 nucleotides. RefSeq names its product metal tolerance protein 4-like. Gene Ontology annotation, molecular function: manganese ion transmembrane transporter activity. Bases 1 to 1272 code for a protein of 423 amino acids. Gene Ontology annotation, biological process: transmembrane transport; monoatomic cation transport. Lineage: Eukaryota; Viridiplantae; Streptophyta; Magnoliopsida; Myrtales; Myrtaceae. The transcript is spliced from 7 exons. The record is from RefSeq and is a predicted model, not a curated record. Gene Ontology annotation, cellular component: membrane.